UAUUACCAAUCAAAUCAAAAGAAAGACAAAGAGGAUGAGAAUAUAUCCAAAUAAGACUAUACCCACCAAUAAAAAACCACAAAAUGAGAUUUUUUCCUAACCAAAAUAUCUUCACCACAGCAAGAAACAUGGUCCACCACUUGAUACACAAACAUCAGUUCCAUCUCCUACAAUCUAAGACCUGCAAAAACUAACCCAGAACUAGAACAAAUUCCAAUCACAGUAGUGUUCUAAUUUUUAAGUCAUAAAAAUGGCAACUUUCACUUCAAUUAUACAGAACCAAUCAAUUUCAUCUUCAUUAUAUCAAAAAUUUCAAGAUUCAUCUUAUCUUUACUCAAACUCUGCUCAAUCAUCUUCUUUAAUGAUCAGUUCUGCAAGAACUACAGGCGGUUUACACUACCGAUGUUCGCCUGUGGGAUUAAGCAUCCGAAAUGCAGCAACUAGACCUGCUAAAUCACCAGCUGAAGAAGAGUGGAAGGUUAAGCGCGAAGUUUUGCUCAAGAACAAGGUAAGAAGUGUAGAUCCGAAAGAAGCUCUGCGUCUACAGAAGGAGAAUAACUUUGUGAUUCUUGAUGUACGGCCAGAAGCAGAAUUCAAAGGGGGCCAUCCACCAGGGGCAAUUAAUGUGCAAGUAUACAGACUUAUAAAGGAAUGGACGGCAUGGGACAUUGCCAGGCGAGCUGCAUUUGCAUUUUUUGGCAUCUUUUCAGGCACUGAAGAAAAUCCAAACUUUCUACAAGAGGUUGAAUCAAAAAUCGACAAAAACGCCAAGAUCAUUGUGGCCUGUUCAUCUGGUGGCACUAUGAAACCCACCCAAAAUCUUCCUGAAGGUCAACAAUCAAGGUCAUUAAUAGCAGCCUAUUUGCUUGUACUCAAUGGUUACAAGAACGUCUUCCACCUAGAGGGAGGUCUUUACAAUUGGUUCAAAGAAGAUCUUCCAGGAGUUUCAGAAGAAUGAUAUAAAUCAUGAUAUCAUGAAGUUAAUUUUGUACGUGUGCUAGACAUCCUGUAUGUAUAAACAAUGAGUUUGCCUUACAUAGAGCUGCAGUUAUCUUCGUCAACAUGACCCGAGCAUUCCUUGUACAUUUUCAUCGAGAAAAUUGCACAUCUGUAUUGAUAUAGUUGGCUGUCACUUAAAAAAAAUAAUUAUCGGAAGCUUAUUUGUAUUAUGUCAAGCCAAUAUAAGAACUCAUGGGGAUCGUUCAGUGGUUGUUGUGACCAACAUUUCGUUCGCAGUAAGUUCAGAAAUCUUUAUAAUAACAAUUUUUCUACUUUGAUACAGGUGAUAUUUUGUUCUCUAUCCUAGAAGCUCAAAAGGCUCGUGAAUCUAGGUGUCAAUUCGCAUUGGUAAAGAAUCAAUCACAGAACCAUCCAUGACACCACUAAAUUGUAGACCAUGAUCAUAUGUAGUGAUUCGUCAUGGAGAAAUUUAGAGGUAAUUAAAUGAUCAGAAAAAAAAAAAAAAAAAAAAAAAAAAAAAAAAAAAAAAACUAAA
Messenger RNA from Amaranthus tricolor (Joseph's coat), 1495 nucleotides. Its product is annotated as rhodanese-like domain-containing protein 14, chloroplastic. The record is from RefSeq and is a predicted model, not a curated record. Gene Ontology annotation, cellular component: chloroplast. Bases 251 to 958 code for a protein of 235 amino acids. Lineage: Eukaryota; Viridiplantae; Streptophyta; Magnoliopsida; Caryophyllales; Amaranthaceae. The transcript is spliced from 6 exons.